This is a messenger RNA of Aethina tumida (small hive beetle), 4612 nucleotides long. Its product is annotated as irregular chiasm C-roughest protein-like. The coding region runs from base 588 to 3044 and encodes 818 amino acids. Gene Ontology annotation, biological process: cell-cell adhesion. Lineage: Eukaryota; Metazoa; Arthropoda; Insecta; Coleoptera; Nitidulidae. Gene Ontology annotation, molecular function: cell adhesion molecule binding. Gene Ontology annotation, cellular component: cell-cell junction. The record is from RefSeq and is a predicted model, not a curated record. The transcript has 13 exons.
CGUUUCAGUAUCCACUGAACAGCGGUACGGGUCACGUCAGGCGCGCUCCCGACCCUUGCGACUCUGCCGAGCUUUUUUCAGCCGACUGAAACGACCGCAGGAAUAUUCGAAUCGACUACACCACGUACACGGGAUUGGGGAACUUUUCCUGAAAAUUCAGCUGAAAACUGGUGCAGUUGCUGUCGCUGCUUGGACAGUGCUUUCUCGACUUUUAUUUUGGAUGUUCGGUGUUGAUUAUUAAGUGUUUGUGUGAUGGUUUCUUAAGGAAUUUAACGUUCUGUGCGAUGUGGAAUUAAGCAUUUUUACUGUGAUAUUUUUUUGGUGAAUUGUCCUUCGGUGCCUGCUGGAUUUAUUUACUUAACUGUGCUUUUGUAUGUGUGCCAGUUUAUUAUUGGAAUUUGACAAUAAAACAGUCUUGAAUUCGAACAUAAAUGGUCACAAUAUUCUACAAGUUGGAAUGAUCCCGAUGCGGAAGAGGCUCUCCUUGUAAAAACAGCCGAUCUCUCUCAUCAUGGUUAUGGUGAUCCACCAUUAUUAAUUCUUCCCUUUGGACUAUUAUAGACAAAUCCAAACAAGCCAACAACAGUAUGACCUCCUCGUACAAAUUCCUGCUCCUACUCUUGCGGAUAGGAGUCGCAGUGCUGGCCGCCUCGGACACGUACCGUGAGCAGAAGUUCGCCAUGGAGCCGCAGGAUCAGACCGCCGUGGUGGGCUCCAGGGUGACGUUGCCCUGUCGGGUCAUCGGCAAAAGUGGCAUCCUGCAAUGGACGAAGGACGACUUCGGUCUGGGUACCCACAGGAAUCUCAGCGGGUUUGAGCGGUACUCCAUGGUGGGAAGCGACGAAGAAGGCGAUUAUUCGCUGGACAUUUACCCGGUGAUGUUGGACGACGACGCCCGGUAUCAGUGUCAGGUUUCACCCGGUCCGGCGGGACAGCCGGGCAUCAGGAGCAAUUUCGCCACCCUCACCGUCUUGGUGCCCCCGGACCCGCCCAAAAUCGUCCAGGGCGACUACUUGGUCACCACCGAGGACAGGGAAAUUGAGCUAGAGUGCAUCAGCUACGGGGGCAAGCCUGAGUCGGAGAUCACCUGGAUAGACGGUCUAGGAAACGUGUUGACUGAAGGCAUCGAGACCAUCAAGGACAAACUCUCGGAUAACAGAAGAUACACAGCCAAGUCCAUUUUGAAACUGACCCCCCGAAAAUUACACCACAACACGACGUUCACUUGCCAAGCUCAGAAUCGAGCUGAGAGGACUCAUCGUACUGCCAAACUGAGAUUAGAGGUGAAGUACGCACCGAAAGUGACGGUGACAAUCCUCUCCGGCGUAGGAAGCAACGGACGCAUCCCUGAAGGUGCUGAUGUCCGUUUGGGCUGUCAGGCGGACGCCAAUCCUUCCGACGUCACCUAUAGAUGGUUCCUCAACGACGAGCCACUGAUAGGCGACUACACCACCCAACUCAUCCUGCACAACGUCACCAGGAAGCACCACGACGCCAUCGUCAAGUGCGAAGUCCACAACGCCGUCGGCAAGAGCGAGGAGAGCGAAACUCUGGACAUAAGCUAUGGACCACAGUUUAGGUCUAAACCUAAAUCCAUCCAGGCUGACCUGGGAUCGAGCGUGACUUUGACCUGCGACGUGGACGGCAACCCCUACCCGGACAUUUCCUGGUACCACGAAGAUAAAAAGAAACUCGUCAGCACGAGCCCCAACCUAACGUUGAGGGUCGACCACGACUCAGCCGGGCGGUACUACUGCAAGGCGCACGUACCGGGAUUCCCCGAAAUCGGGGCCGAAGCCGCCAUAUACCUAAAAGGACCUCCUUCGAUAGUAAGCCACCGCACCCAGUUCGGCAUCGAAGGCGACAACGUGCGGGUCGAGUGCACCGCCUUCUCGAUCCCCGCCCCCGAACGGGUGAUCUGGACGUUCAACGGCAGAGAGGUCGACAUCCACGACCAGGACUACUCGAUCAUGGAGGAUCCGCUACCUGAAGGCAUCAAGUCGACGCUAAUCAUCCGGGAAUCCCAGGAGAGACACUUCGGCAUGUACAACUGCAGUGUGACCAAUCCCUACGGAAGCGACGUGGUGGAGAUCAAUCUCAUGCCUCAGAAGAGUUUUCCCAUGUUGAUUAUUGUAAUUGGGGUAAUUGGUGCUAUUAUCAUCCUCAUCAUUGUCAUAAUGAUCAUUUUCCUGUGUCAAAGACAAAGUAACAAGAAGGCACCGCCACCAGAAACGGAUGCCAACACAAUUGAGAAGCAAUGCAAGGAAUCAGACCGCAGCUCAAAUAUUUCAGACUUGAAACUGGACCUGCGAACGGGUUCCUCCAACAGCAACGUACACUGUGACAUGGACUACAUUCCAGGGGCUGAAUCCGAAACCGGAAGCGAGUCCGUGAUCACCAGAAUCGGAGUACCACUUGCCGGUCCUGUUAAUCUAGGUGGCCAAGAUGUGUAUAGGUACUCCGCCGAUUAUACCGAACCCAGCUUUCCACCAAAGGACGGUCAGAACAACAACGGCUACGUCCCCUACGUGGACUACUCCCGCGACUACAACCCGCCGGUGAUGCAGCCCCCGAUCUCGUCCUCCCUGGACCCGACGCGAGAGAGCCUCCAGUCGACGAGGCUGCAGCUGAACUCGCUCCAGUCGCACCAGAUCCCGGUGAGCGGCGCGUCGCUGCCGCUCAACGACCUGAACGACCUGCACCACGUGCCGAACGGCAACAUCGGCGGCAUCGACCCGCGGUUCAGCGCCACGUACGGGAACCCCUAUCUGCGGAACCCGAACGUCGGUCUGCCGACGCCCAACACGGCGAACCCGGCGGCCACGCCGGCGCCGCCGCCCUACUCGCGGGAGAACUCGCGGCUCGCGAACUCCAGUGCCAUGAUCACGGCCAGUGCGAACGUGAUAAAUACGGUGGUGGCGAACGGUGCCAACGGUUCAGUGCCGCAGGUCACGAGACUGCCCAACUCCCCGACAAGUCAAUACAUCAUCCCCAACUCGAACAUGGCGACGAUAAAGCGGGGCACGAUGGCGACGCAUGUAUAAUGCAUCGUCGGUGCCUAGUGGGACUUUUAUGAAAUACUAAAGUGAAUUUAUACGAGAAGACUGAGUAAUAUAUCAAUCGAAAUAAUUGACGUUGGUUCAAUUUUUUUUCGUAGUUUCGCGAUACGCCGAAGAACAGUCCUGUUGUACAGUUUACUAGACAAUUAAAUUAAUUGACCGAAUUAUUGAUUAAAAAUUAAUCACGCGGUACAGUUCAGUACUACAGUCACAUAUUUUACCGUUUUUUCUGUUUUUAAUAAAACUUAUUUCCUGAACCAUCUAAGACCUAAAUUCUUUGUCAUUUCACCUAAGUCUAAAUAAAAUGUUAUUCAACUUUAAAUUGACAAUCACAAUAUUUUUCAAACUAUAUGAGAAUGUGUAAACUGUUUUUGUCAUUACAGUUCAAGAUUUCACUGUUUAAUAAACUGUUUAUUGAAUUACCAAAAAAGAAAAUGAAUAAACAAAAUAGAAUCUUGAAUAUUGAUUGUGUAAAUAUGUCCUAGAUAGUAUUAAAAAUGCUGAAACAAAUUGACUGCUAUAGUUGGGUGAUACGCAUAAUAGUAAAAUAUGUAACUGAAUUUCCAAAUAAAUUAGUGUACAUAUCAUAAAAAAAAUAAAAUCAUCAUGGUGUCGAUUAAAUUAUAAUGUCAAUUCUUUAUUAUCAUAUCUAAAUUAAAGGCAAAUUGAAUCUAUUGAAUAUUUAUUUGUCUAGGAAAUAAUAUUCGUUUUCGUUGUUGUUAUCGGAGCGAAUCUUGUACUAACAACAAUUACUUCUAUGAGCUUCCAAAAUAUAAUAUAAUCCUUUGUUCGUUUAUCCAUUCCACAAGGUACUAUAACACUAUUAAUGUUUUGCGGCGUGUUCGCGGUUGUGUUUUUGGACACGCUACAAAACUCCAAUCAUAUCCUAAAUCAUUAGUUUAUUUUGGAGGUAAAAUUGUUAAAUAAAAAACUAAUAAAAGAAAAUUCUUGUUAUAAAUUUAAAGUAUAUACCAAAGAUAUUUUUUGUAUAGUGAAAACUAAUAAAAAUGUAUAUUUUUGAAAUAAUUUCAAUCAACGAUGCAUAUAAAAUUGGCCUACAGUAGAACUUGUUGAAUAUUACUGUUUUUAAGUGCAAUUUCGUAUUCUUUUCUUUGUACUUAAAAAGUGUAGCAAUUUUUGCUUUAAUAUUUGCUCAUAUCUAUCUAGUAUAUUGUUUUAUUUUUUUUUUUUUGUAUAAUUUGUAUAUUGUAUUAUAUUUUUGUUUUAUCGUGUACAUUUAUUUUAUUUUAUUAUUAUAUGUAUAGAAUAUAUACAAUAAUAUUCGUCAAUUAUGUUAUAACAAUGAAUUCUGUACCAUAUAUCGAGUUAUUUUAUAUUAUUUUAUACAAAAAGUGUAGUUUGUAUGGAUGUUUUGUUAUACACAGAAAUAGUAAUUUUAGCUCAACUUGUACAUAUGAAAAUAUCUUGCGAAGUUUUCUAUACUUUUAGAAAAUACUGUUAUUACUGUGUAUAAGGAUUUUUUUAAGUCUUGACGAAUAGCAAUAUUUAUAAAACUUUGUGAUUGUAAAAUAAACAUGCCUAUAUAAAAAUUA